Lathyrus oleraceus (garden pea) is the source of this 1018-nucleotide messenger RNA. RefSeq lists its product as uncharacterized. The record is from RefSeq and is a predicted model, not a curated record. Lineage: Eukaryota; Viridiplantae; Streptophyta; Magnoliopsida; Fabales; Fabaceae. The coding region runs from base 166 to 774 and encodes 202 amino acids. The transcript is spliced from 3 exons.
AACUAAUGUAUCAUUAUUAGCCAACAAAAAAAAAAUGUUAAACUAAAGCUAACACAUUAAAUUAAAAAGAAAAGUUUUGUAAGAAAUUUUAGGGAAAAAAAAGAGUUUGGUAGUUUGGUUGCAGUGCAUGGGAAGCAGAGUUUGAUCUGUCUGGUGAAGAAAAGAAUGAGUGAAGGUGGUGCUGCUGCCAAUGGUUCUUCUCCAAAGCUUUAUGCUCACAAGCCCCGAAAAGCGCAACUGAAGCAAUUUCGAGGGCAACACAAACCAAAGGAGUUCUCUUCGCCACCGGUGAUGGGAACUCAAACGGCUACCCUCCCGCCGCCACCGCCACCGCCGCCCAAGGAAUCCUUUAUUCGGCGCUACAAGUUCCUUUGGCCUAUGCUAUUGGCUGUCAAUCUCGGAGUCGGAGUUUAUUUGUUUGCAAGAACAAGCACAAAGAAGAAAGAUGCUGCGGAGGAGGAAAAAGAUGCAGCAAAUCAAAUUCCAGCUAAUGGUACAACAAGUCUCGUUUCAGCUAAUGGUACAUCAACUCCCAUUUCAGUUAAAGAUGCUCUAGCUCUUCUUGCUGAAAGAUCUGUCUCCCCACCAUCUUAUGCAAAUCCCGCGAUCAAACGAGAACCAAUUCCGGAAGGCCAACAACGGGAACUCUUCAAGUGGAUAUUGGAAGAAAAGAGGAAGAUCAAACCGAAAGAUGAAGAGGAGAAAAAGAGAAUUGAAGAAGAGAAAGCUCUACUUAAAAGCCUUAUCCGGUCAAAAUCUAUCCCAAGUAUCUAAUGAUGAUGUUCUCCUAUCUUUGUCCAAAGCGAAAAAAGAAAUCAAGAAUGUUUUUGAAUUCGGAUAUACUUGAGUUGAUUCCUUCAAUGGUUCUCUUUUUUGGUUGCUUGGUUGGUUGAUGAAUUUUAGAUUGUACAUUUGUUUAGAUUGUCAUAAUUUGUCAUUUGAAAAUUUGGGUGUGGCCCAUUGUUUAUUUCUUAGUAGACAGUUAUACAAGAAAUCGAUGUCACUUGAUGUCCUAUAA